Messenger RNA from Fusarium fujikuroi IMI 58289, 507 nucleotides. RefSeq lists its product as uncharacterized. NCBI's taxonomy places the organism in Eukaryota, Fungi, Ascomycota, Sordariomycetes, Hypocreales, Nectriaceae. The record is from RefSeq and is a predicted model, not a curated record. Bases 1 to 507 code for a protein of 168 amino acids. The transcript has a single exon.
AUGUUUCAGACAACCGCCCAGAUACAGCACACAUCGCCUAUCUCCUCGACUGCUGCAGCCCCAAAAGCCAUAGAGAUGCUCCACGACCAUGUUUUCUUCUUGAAUUGUAAUCCUUAUAUGUCCAAAUUCGAAGCUACGGCCACUCUGGACCCUACCCCAUCGGUUCCUGACACACUUGAGAUUAAGCCUAUCGCAGCACCAGAGUGUUACUCAGUCACAGACCGAAUUCACACCUUACCAGCAGGGCUUUGGGACUCCGAUGUGAUUAGUUCAUAUGAGUUUUUCGACCUGGAAAGCGGUGUGUUUGUGAGAACGCGUGGGCCAAUGGGUCUGGUACUUGAGACUGUUUGGAAGAUUAAAGAAUCUGAGGAUGGAAACCUGGAAAUCGUAGAGCAGGUCUCCAUUACAUGCUCUAGGCUCAUCAUGGGUAUGAUCAAAAGCUCAUGUGAGGCUGGAUGGAAAGGGGUUCAUGGAAAGAUGCUUGAGAGAAUAGAAGAGUCAUCAUAA